CAGAUGUCGUCCUCUUCCCUCGAAAACUGUUUAAGAGAGAGACAGAGUGAGUGAGAGAGAGAGAGACAGAGAGAGAGAGAGAGAGAGGGCUUUAGACAGAGAACAGGGAGAGAGCUUUGAGGGGGGAGAGAGAGAGAGAGAGAGAGAGAGAAGGAACGUAUAAUGGGAAACCAAAAGCAAAAAUGGACGGCGGAGGAGGAAGAAGGCCUACUGGCCGGAGUUGCAAAGCACGGCCCGGGCAAGUGGAAGAACAUUCUCAAAGAUCCCGAAUUUGCCCGUGUCCUAAUACACCGCUCCAAUAUCGACCUCAAGGAUAAGUGGAGGAACUUGAGUGUUAGUACUUCUGGACAUGGUUCUAAGGACAGACCAAGGGGUACAAAGGUAAAAAAUUGUGCGGCUGCCCAUCACCUUGUUCAGAACUCUGCUCCUACUGCUUCGGUUCGUCCCAAUGCAUCUCCUGCUUCAGCUCCUCCCAAUUCAUCUCCUGCGUCAGCUCGUCCCAAUGCAUCUCCUGCUUCAGUUUGUCCCAAUGCAUCUCCUGAUGCCAUGAUGGACGAUGCGGUUAAUAGCGCACCAGAAUUGAAAAGUGCUUCACAGUACGAUCCAAUGAUUUUCCAGGCCCUUUCAACGAUGAAAGAUAUGAAUGGAUCUGAUUUAGGUGCCAUUCUUAACUUUAUUGAGCAAAGGCAUGAGGUACCCGUACCACCAAAUUUCAGAAGGUUAUUGGGUCCAAGGUUGAGAAGGCUUGUUUCACAAGGAAAACUGGAAAAGGUGCAAAAUGGCUACAAGUUAAAAAAAGAUGCAACAUUUGGAACAAAAACACCUACACCCACGCGAAAUCAUAGGGAUAUUAGGCCCCGGAAAUUGCAGAAUUCUGGGUCAAUGACAUUUACUGAAACAGUGCAGGAUGCAGCUGAAACUGCUGCCUAUAAACUUGCAGACGCUGAAGAGAAAUCCUUUGUGGCUGCUGUAGCAAUGAAGGAAGCAGACAGGAUUUCAAAGAUGACAGAAGAUAAUGAGUCAGUUUUACAGCUAAUUGAAGAGAUUUAUGAACGAUGUUCACGUGGUGAAGUUGUCACCUUGGCGUAGGUCAUCAACUGUAAGUCUGAUUAGUGGAUUCCUUGUAACUUAUCCGUAUGUAAAUUCGUUGAUCCAAUCACACAGUUUAAGCUCCUUCCUUUUCAUGAAAAUGCAUUAGUAUGCUGUUAUACCAGAAGUCAAUUCCAUUUGGAUGGUGUUUUGAGUGUGCCUGGAUUCAACCUACAGCUAUCUGCUUGUAAGGUGUUUGCCUAGGUGUUUUUGUCUGUUUGACUUGUGUACUCUAGCUGCUCGAAGUCUAGGGUUGGUUCAAUGUUACAUGCCCAUUAGGAACUGGGAAGAUUAAAAGCGUGGACAUGGUUUAAUUAGGGCUUUUUAGCAUUCCCUUUCUAUCUAGUUGACGAUAUCAAAAGAAUAGGCAGAGGCUCAUUUCCAAUAUGUAUUCAAUUGGGAUUUUAAAAGACUAUUUAGGGAUAAAAAAAAGUCUAGUGGAUUUAUGCAGAAUAUAAUGACUUAUAGGAUUUGAUUUAUGGAUUUCUAUAAUCAAGAUUUUUUACUUAUGGAUUUUGAAAGAUUUAUAUCAUAGGAUUUAUAAGAUUUGAAAGGACCACAUGGAUUUAACUAUCCAUCAUCAUCCCUAUUUAGAGUUAGCCUCUUGUUCAUGGCAUGACUACACCUCUCCACUCUUGUGGUCCACCAUGACUUGGAUUAAGCAACCACAAGUGACAAGAUCCAUUAUGCAGGACUAUAAUCACAGCCAUGAUGGAGCACAUUGUGCUCUGUUAGGGUACUAGUGCCAUGUCACCCACCAUUUAUAGAUGUCCUGUUAACCUAUUUGUAGGAAAAUUAAUGAGAGAAGAUGUCCACAACACAGUAUGUGAGUUCCUGAGUAAUGCAUGUGAUUUGUUUGGCACUUCUAUAUAUACAUGCAGUGAGGCCAAUUUUACCUAGAAAGAGACAAAUAUGAACUGGGAUUUUCUAAA
Messenger RNA from Prunus avium (sweet cherry), 2021 nucleotides. The record is from RefSeq and is a predicted model, not a curated record. NCBI's taxonomy places the organism in Eukaryota, Viridiplantae, Streptophyta, Magnoliopsida, Rosales, Rosaceae.